Molecule: messenger RNA, 1320 nt
Organism: Topomyia yanbarensis
Lineage: Eukaryota; Metazoa; Arthropoda; Insecta; Diptera; Culicidae
Product: mannose-P-dolichol utilization defect 1 protein homolog
Exons: 3
Coding region: 174-944 (256 amino acids)
Biological process (GO): oligosaccharide biosynthetic process
Source: RefSeq, a predicted model, not a curated record
UUGGCUGCUGGAACCGGGCUCUCGGCCUGUUGAUAAGUCAAAAUUGACGUUUAAUUUUUCAUAAUACUAUCGACCGACACGUCUCGGGAAAGUCAGCGGCAUAUUUGUUAUUCAGUUCGUCGUAACUGAGUUUUGCCUUACUCUAACAGGUUCAAACAGAAAUUCAUCAAAAAAUGACCGAUUACGCCAAGCAGUUUAUGCUGCUUCUGAUGAAUGAAAAGUGUUACGAUAACUACUUCGUAGACUUUGAUCUGCUGAACGUGGAUUGCUUCAAGGCUUUGCUCAGCAAGGGAUUGGGUAUGGGAAUAAUUGCAGGCUCUGUACUAGUCAAAGUACCACAGAUUAGCAAGAUACUGGCCAACAAAUCAGCCAAAGGAAUCAACCUGUUCAGUGUAUGCUUAGAUCUAUUUGCAAUUACGAUUCACAUGUCGUAUAGUUUUGUAAAUGGAUUCCCAUUCAGUUCGUGGGGAGACACGUCAUUCCUUGCGCUGCAGACUGCGAUCAUCGCAUUUCUGGUGCUGAUGUAUGGUGGUUCGUCGGCGGCGGCAUUUGCCUUCAGUGCGGUUUACUCGACUAUAACUUAUGUUCUAAUGGGAGGACUUACACCGCUCAACUAUCUGUUAAUCGCCCAAGGUUUUAACAUUCCGAUUAUUUUGCUGGGAAAAUUUUCCCAAGCUUACACCAACUAUCAGAAUGGUAGUACUGGUCAGCUAUCUGCAGUCACUUCUUUCAUGCUGCUGGCAGGAUCUCUUGCACGAAUCUUUACGUCUAUUCAGGAAACUGGCGACCAGAUGAUGAUUAUCACCUAUGGAUUUUCUUCUUUCGCUAAUGCGGUGAUCGUGCUGCAACUCCUGUACUACUGGAAUGCCGAUAAGGAGAAGAGAGCGGUUGGUUCUAGUGCUUCGAAAAAGACUGCUAAAGUCAAGGCUAAGAAAUCUGACUAAGCGAGAUGGAGAAAGCGAGUUAGGACAUAGUACAUCAAAAGACAAAAACAGCCGAAAAAAAUUGUUUUACUACGAGUACAAAACUACGCUCCAGUUUGUAUGAAGACUACUGUUAAGCUGCAUAUUUCUUAUACUUAGUUCAGAUUUUGAUGGAAUUAAAAAUUAUGUAUAGUCAAUUGAUGGUAACACUUAGGAAAAUACAUCAUCAAGCCGGGUUAGGAACAUUUUAAGUGCCACCGUCAUCUAAUGGAAUCACAACAUCGAAUAAGUGAUUUUUGUAUGAUGUUUUAAAGUCGUGUUACUAAACAAACUGCAGAUAGUUAAUUGUUAAAAAGUAGAGAACGAACGUAGCCUUUUGCCAAUAAAAUAAAACAAU